This is a messenger RNA of Trematomus bernacchii (emerald rockcod), 4560 nucleotides long. It is a transcript of the gene sonb, whose product is annotated as protein SON. NCBI's taxonomy places the organism in Eukaryota, Metazoa, Chordata, Actinopteri, Perciformes, Nototheniidae. Gene Ontology annotation, biological process: regulation of mRNA splicing, via spliceosome; regulation of cell cycle. The transcript has 20 exons. The record is from RefSeq and is a predicted model, not a curated record. Gene Ontology annotation, molecular function: RNA binding. Bases 8 to 2893 code for a protein of 961 amino acids.
UUUAAACAUGGCGGCUAACAUAGAGAAAUUUUUCCAGGAUUUUAUACUGAAUAAAAUCAGAGAGAUUGAAGACCAGAAUGAAGACAAAACUUCCCCUGAAGGAGUGGGAGAUGGCACUGAACAGUUCGGAGCAGAACAAGAGUCUUCAGAGAGAGACAAACAGGAUAAUGUAAAGUGCAGCGGCUCACCAAAGAAACACAAGAAGCACAAAAAACACAAAAGUAAGAAGAAGAGGAAGUACCGUGAGAAGGAGGAGAGCAGCUCCGAGUCCGGGCCGGAGGAGGACGGAGGAACCAAACUCCAGCCAAGAAAAGGGACACCAACAGAGGCAGACAAGGAGCAAGGUGAGGAAGACCAGAACAAGUCCAGAGGCCACAAGCGGCACUCAUCAGGGAAGAAGAAGAAGAAGAAGAAAAAGAAAAAGAAGAAGAAGAAGAGAAGCAGGAAAGAUGACGACAACUCCUCAGAUUCAGAAGUGGUGUCCAAGCAGAGGGAAGGGGGUCAAAGCGUGUCACCAAGGCGGCGAGUGGAGCUGCCUGAUAUUAUUCCUAAACAGGACAGUUCCAAAAAAGCACUAGGUCAGGAGGGCCUCGGCAGGAGGAGUUCUCGUUCCCGGUCACGCUCACAUUCCCGUUCCGUGAGGAGGAACUUCCGCUCCAGACACCAUUGGCCCAGAUCCAGGACCAGCUCCCCGUCCAGUCCACACCGCCACAGGACCCGGUCCAGAUCCUCAGAGAAGAGGGGAGCUCACCAUGAAUCCAUACAGUCCUCCCACGGUUCUUCAAAAGACCCCAACCCUCCUCCGCUGGACUCAAACCCGACUCAGAGUGCCGUCAAAGCAGAAGAGCGGCAGAACUCUGACCGGAGGGAGAACAAAGCAGAAGAGCGGCAGAACUCUGACCGGAGGGAGAACAAAGCAGAGAAAGCAGACGGAGGAAAACCAGCUGCAGGUUCUGGAACAUCCACGUCCACGUCCACUUCAGCUGAGCAGACCGCUGCACCAAAAUCCCCCCGGCCCUCGGACACUUUAGUGAAAUCACCAGCGAAGAAGAGGAGGAAACCAUCCCCACAGAGGAAGAGAGAAACAAAGUCCUCCAAAAGGCAGAAAAGAUCUCCAUCACCAAGCAGGAGCCACAGGAGGGGGUCCAGAUCCAGGAGCCCCUCGAAGAACAGGAGGUCACGGUCCAGGUCAGGGGGCCGGCGGCCGCGGAAGUCUCGAUCCCCGUCUCCGUCCCGGGGUCGGAGGAGGCCUACGUACAGCCAGAGGGACCGCUGGAAACGAGAGCCGAGUCACUCCCCUGUGCUCAUCCUCCGCAAAAAUAGGUCCCCCAACCGGAAACUGUGCAGUUCCAGCAACAGCCCUCAGCGCAUCAGUGAACUGGAUAAAGAGCAGUUGUUGGAAAUAGCCAAAGCCAACGCUGCAGCCAUGUGUGCCAAAGCAGGACUGCCCAUCCCUGCCAGCCUGAGGUCCACAGUGCCCCCCCUCACUCUACCUCAUGGUAUAGCCAUGAAUGCUGCUAUGGCCAGUAUGACCGCUGCCACCAUGACGGCGGCGCUGACUAACAUGGGCUUGUCCUCUCUUCUCGCCCUGCCCUCAAUCACCAACAAGCCCCCCUCUGGCUCCAACCAACCCACCUCUGCUGCUUUAGAGGAAGUGAAGAGGAAAGUAGCCAAGCAGGCCAACAGCAUCAGCAUCAAGGAGUUCACUGACAAAUGCAAGAUGAUCGUGGACAGUAAAGGAGAGCUGCCGGUGGCGAUACCACAUGUGUCCGAUGAAGAGGAUGAUGGGAAACCUUUCGGAGGGUCAGCACUUCGAGAACAGAAGGCCAUCAGCUUCAGCAUCAACAACGCCACAGUGCGUCCAGCAGUACGCAGUGACGCGGGAAUGGCCAAGGAGUUUCCUGUGUCCUCAGGGUGCCAACAUCGGAAGAAGGAGGGCGAGGGACUUGGGGCCUAUGGAGAAUGGGUUCCUGUGGACAAGGCAUCAGAGAAAGCUGCAGCUGCCGCCAGAAAGGCCCUGACCACCGUUUCCAAGGCAACAGCAUCCCCAUCAUCGUCAUCAGCUGACACGGCGACAGCAGCAGAGUCAGCAGAGGCGGUGGAGCAGAGUGUGACAGAUUCUGACAGCGUGUUCCCUGACCCCCUGCUGCAGCCAGUAGAUAUCUCUCAGGCUGUGACGGACAGAAUCAAAGCUCAGAGGCGAUUGGCUGAGAACCCCUAUGAUGUCAAUGCCAUCUGCAUGCUCAGCCGGGCACAAGAGCAGGUGGAUGCGUGGGCCCAAUCCAACACUGUGCCUGGCCUGUUCACCGGUUCCACUGGAGCCACGGUCCUCACCUCAGAGGAGCUGUCCACCAGCGGACCACAAGCAUGGCUGAAGAAAGAUCAGUUCCUCAGGGCAGCUCCAGUGUCCGGGGGGGUCGGGGAGUUCCUCAUGAGAAAGAUGGGCUGGAGGACAGGAGAGGGUCUCGGGAGGAACCGUGAGGGGACCGUGGAACCGAUCAUCAUUGACUUCAAGGUCGACCGCAAAGGACUGGUGGCUGAAGGAGAGAAGCCCCAGAAGCAGACGGGGGGGCUCGUGGUCACCAAGGAUCUGAUGGGGAAGCACCCGGUGUCCGCUCUCAUCGAGCUGUGUAACAAGACGCGAGUGAUGCAGCCGGACUUUGUGAUGGUCCAUCACAGCGGGCCGGACCACCGCAAGAACUUCCUGUUCAAGGUCACAGUGAAUGGAGUGGACUACCAGCCUCAGACUGCCAGUCCCAACAAGAAACACGCCAAGGCCAUGGCAGCUACCGUCGCUCUGCAGGCUCUGGGAGAGGUUCCUGUUGACGGACCAGGACUCUACACGGGCCCCGUCUUCACUGCUGCCUCCACCGGCCCCCUGUUCUCCACAUAGACACACAGAGGAGUUAUUCUCUCUUCAGUUGUGGGACAGAAAGUGUUUUUUAAAUCACACUUCAACCCGGUCCAUCAUCUCCUCACUCGUGACUUAUUUAUACAGUAUUCUAAUUCCUACAGUAUUGCUCUCAGCCCAGGACACUUGAGAACUGGCUUCAGAGUAGAUUUCUACAAAAUGUACAUUUCAUCAUCAGGUUCUUCACUGACAGGAGUGCUAAUGUGUAUAUGAGGAGUUUCCAUUAAUUAAAGUGGAGGCAUGUAUCUAUGUAAGUAUGUAUGAUAACAUGUAUGAUACAGUAGCAUAUCAACUGACUGAUACCUGAGUCUAGCUAAGCUGGGCUGUUUCUCUGUUACAGACUGUAUUUAUCUGUGGCCUCCUAACAACAUGUUUGUCUUACCAGAGGCUUUAACAUUUUAUGGAACUAACCUCUAAAGCAGAAUAAAGAUUAUAUUUAUGUAAUGUAGUGGAGGAAGCCACAUCGUGCUUUUUCAUGUAUUGAAUGUCAUUUAAGCUUUUGAGUGUCACCAAAGCCCCCCCCCCCCCCCACCAUAUAUGAGACAGUGACAGGUGCUGACUAAUGUUCUGCUCUUCAGUUGGAUUAAAAGACAUGGUUUUCCCAGGAAGCAUGGAUAAAGAAUUAGUGAAGAUGUUCCCCACAGACCAUGUGACCAACCCACAGGAGUCUUAUGACCUUGAACUCAUCUCUCCAUGUUCCCCCUGCAAACACUGCCAGUGAUACUGCUGCUGAACACUAUUCUCCCUGCUCCCCCAGCAUUUACUCUGACAAAUCGGGUCAGUUCAGACAUUUACAGUAUAAUGUUGUACAACUUGCAGUAAGAAGAUUUGUUUUAUAUUCUAAGCGCUCAUGAACAAGUGUACCUCACCAAGGUCUAGUGAAGAUCCUCUGUAAAGGUCCUGUGUGGAGGAUUUACAGGGAUCUACUAGCAGAAAUACAAUUCCUUUUUCAUUCAGUUUGCUGGGGAUCAGUAUCUUGCACAGGGACAUGUUGACUCUGAUUAGUAGUAUUUAUCAUUUAUAAUAUUAUCUUAAACCUUAAUAUAUGUAUAUAAUUAGCUGACCUUUCCCCCCGAGUCCACUGAGGAACCGACAGGAUCCUGAGGGCCACUGUAGUUAAUCUUCUGUCCUGAAAGGGAGGGGGACAGGGCAGGAUAUUUUGUUGAGUGUUGCUGCUUCAGUGUGCAGGUCACAGAACGAGAUGCAUUGUGGGACCUGUAGUUUAUGGGAACCAUGCAGGAUUUAACAUGAACUUAUUGUAUUUUGCCAGCUCCCUCAGGCCACAUGAAAUCAGGUGUAUGUUUGACACCCUUGCUCUGAACACUACAAAUGAUUUUGUCCUUAUUGUCAACAAAUCCCAUGACAAAGACCAAAGCCAACAGAAAACUGAGCCUAAUAACAAUUAUUGAGUGAACAUCUAAAGCCGGAGUGGAGCUCACGGAGUCAUGUCCCAUUACAUAAUGGCUAUUAUUAUAUUACGUUGUUAAUGACAGUGUUUGUAAGAUGCAGAUUUUACCUUUUAGUCCCUCAAUACAGAGUCUUAAGAUUUGUACGCUCAAUUAGCAAAAGUGCAAGGGCGCUUUUCUGAUAUUGUUGAUUGUAAUACGGUACCUGACAAAACUUUUCAUAUGAAUAAAGAUUUCAUGCAA